This is a messenger RNA of Homo sapiens (human), 1994 nucleotides long. It is a transcript of the gene OLFML3, whose product is annotated as olfactomedin like 3. The record is from RefSeq and is a predicted model, not a curated record. The transcript has 3 exons. Gene Ontology annotation, cellular component: extracellular region. NCBI's taxonomy places the organism in Eukaryota, Metazoa, Chordata, Mammalia, Primates, Hominidae. The coding region runs from base 350 to 1510 and encodes 386 amino acids.
GGCUCUGUUAGAGUCUACAGAAAAUUCUCUCUUAAUAAGAGGACCUUCGGAAUGACAAGCCCUCCUCUUACCCCACAUAGAACAAUUCCAAAGCAAAUCGACUUUUGCGUUUUACCUCUGGGAUUAGAUAGAAUAAGGGGGCAGAGUGGAAACGAGAGCCAAAAUUGUGGGGCUGCAUCUCCAGAGAAGGUGAUGAUUCUGUUGAAGUUGGAGGUUCCCGGGGAAUCUAUAACUUCCUGUCUUUUUAACAGGUUGAGAUCCGUAGCAUUUUAGUGUCCGAGAGGAUAAUUGCUAAGGGAGCAGAGACCUCUUCACACCUUCAUGCGCUUAGACCUGCCUAGAGGCUCAGAUGGCUCAGUGGCACUGCUCACAGAGAACACAGGCUGGAGGACAUGGAGUCGGGGAACGGCUGGCCCAGUGCCAGGACCAGAGUAGUCGGCAUGCUGCUGAGCUGCGGGACUUCAAGAACAAGAUGCUGCCACUGCUGGAGGUGGCAGAGAAGGAGCGGGAGGCACUCAGAACUGAGGCCGACACCAUCUCCGGGAGAGUGGAUCGUCUGGAGCGGGAGGUAGACUAUCUGGAGACCCAGAACCCAGCUCUGCCCUGUGUAGAGUUUGAUGAGAAGGUGACUGGAGGCCCUGGGACCAAAGGCAAGGGAAGAAGGAAUGAGAAGUACGAUAUGGUGACAGACUGUGGCUACACAAUCUCUCAAGUGAGAUCAAUGAAGAUUCUGAAGCGAUUUGGUGGCCCAGCUGGUCUAUGGACCAAGGAUCCACUGGGGCAAACAGAGAAGAUCUACGUGUUAGAUGGGACACAGAAUGACACAGCCUUUGUCUUCCCAAGGCUGCGUGACUUCACCCUUGCCAUGGCUGCCCGGAAAGCUUCCCGAGUCCGGGUGCCCUUCCCCUGGGUAGGCACAGGGCAGCUGGUAUAUGGUGGCUUUCUUUAUUUUGCUCGGAGGCCUCCUGGAAGACCUGGUGGAGGUGGUGAGAUGGAGAACACUUUGCAGCUAAUCAAAUUCCACCUGGCAAACCGAACAGUGGUGGACAGCUCAGUAUUCCCAGCAGAGGGGCUGAUCCCCCCCUACGGCUUGACAGCAGACACCUACAUCGACCUGGCAGCUGAUGAGGAAGGUCUUUGGGCUGUCUAUGCCACCCGGGAGGAUGACAGGCACUUGUGUCUGGCCAAGUUAGAUCCACAGACACUGGACACAGAGCAGCAGUGGGACACACCAUGUCCCAGAGAGAAUGCUGAGGCUGCCUUUGUCAUCUGUGGGACCCUCUAUGUCGUCUAUAACACCCGUCCUGCCAGUCGGGCCCGCAUCCAGUGCUCCUUUGAUGCCAGCGGCACCCUGACCCCUGAACGGGCAGCACUCCCUUAUUUUCCCCGCAGAUAUGGUGCCCAUGCCAGCCUCCGCUAUAACCCCCGAGAACGCCAGCUCUAUGCCUGGGAUGAUGGCUACCAGAUUGUCUAUAAGCUGGAGAUGAGGAAGAAAGAGGAGGAGGUUUGAGGAGCUAGCCUUGUUUUUUGCAUCUUUCUCACUCCCAUACAUUUAUAUUAUAUCCCCACUAAAUUUCUUGUUCCUCAUUCUUCAAAUGUGGGCCAGUUGUGGCUCAAAUCCUCUAUAUUUUUAGCCAAUGGCAAUCAAAUUCUUUCAGCUCCUUUGUUUCAUACGGAACUCCAGAUCCUGAGUAAUCCUUUUAGAGCCCGAAGAGUCAAAACCCUCAAUGUUCCCUCCUGCUCUCCUGCCCCAUGUCAACAAAUUUCAGGCUAAGGAUGCCCCAGACCCAGGGCUCUAACCUUGUAUGCGGGCAGGCCCAGGGAGCAGGCAGCAGUGUUCUUCCCCUCAGAGUGACUUGGGGAGGGAGAAAUAGGAGGAGACGUCCAGCUCUGUCCUCUCUUCCUCACUCCUCCCUUCAGUGUCCUGAGGAACAGGACUUUCUCCACAUUGUUUUGUAUUGCAACAUUUUGCAUUAAAAGGAAAAUCCACUGCU